CGGUCGUUUUCCUCGAGAAAGAUCGAGCCCCUCCGAACCUGAAGCACGAUUGUGCAGAGAUGGAUCGCGGGAGGAGGUCGCUCGCCGUUGCGCUGGCAGUGACCCUGCUCCUGGGCCUCGCCCAUGGCGACAUGGUGCAGUUCAUCUUCGGCGACUCGCUGUCGGACGUGGGCAACAACAACUACCUGACCAAGAGCCUCGCCCGCGCUGCUCUGCCGUGGUACGGCAUCGACUUCGGCAGCGGCAUGCCCAACGGCAGGUUCUGCAACGGCCGCACCGUGGCCGACAUCGUGGGCGACAAGAUGGGCCUGCCGCGCCCGCCGGCGUUCCUGGACCCGUCGGUGGACGAGACCGUCAUCGCCACGCGAGGGCUCAACUACGCGUCCGGCGGCGGCGGCAUCCUCAACGAGACAUCCUCCCUUUUCAUCCAGAGGUUCUCGUUGUACAAGCAGAUCGAGCUGUUCCAGGGGACGCAGGCGUUCAUGCGGGAGAAGAUCGGGCAGGCGGCGGCCGACAAGCUCUUCGGCGACGGCUACUACGUGGUGGCCAUGGGCGCCAACGACUUCAUCAACAACUACCUCCUCCCCGUCUACUCCGACUCCUGGAGCUACAACGGAGACAGCUUCGUCAGCUACAUGGUGACCACCCUGGAGGCGCAGCUCCGGCUCCUGCACGGGCUGGGCGCGCGGCGGCUCACCUUCUUCGGGCUGGGCCCGAUGGGGUGCAUCCCACUGCAGCGGCUCCUGCAGCGGUCGUCGACGGCGUGCCAGGACUCCACCAACAAGCUCGCCCUGAGCUUCAACAAGCAGGCCGGGGCAGUGAUCGAGCGGCUGUCGGCGUCGCUCCCCAACGCGACCUUCCAGUUCGGCGACGUCUACGACUACUUCCAGGACAUCAUCAACCGGCCGUACAUGCACGGGUUCAACAACUCCCACGACCCGUGCUGCUCGCUGGGGAAGAUCAGGCCCACGCUCACCUGCACCCCGCUCUCCACGCUCUGCAAGGACCGCAGCAAGUACGUCUUCUGGGACGAGUACCACCCCACGGACCGCGCCAACGAGCUCAUCGCCCUCGAGACGCUCAGGAGGCUCAACAUCACCGUCGUCGCAAACAGCACCAGCAGCUAG
Lolium rigidum is the source of this 1127-nucleotide messenger RNA. Its product is annotated as GDSL esterase/lipase At1g74460. Gene Ontology annotation, molecular function: hydrolase activity, acting on ester bonds. Lineage: Eukaryota; Viridiplantae; Streptophyta; Magnoliopsida; Poales; Poaceae. The transcript has 2 exons. The record is from RefSeq and is a predicted model, not a curated record. Bases 60 to 1127 code for a protein of 355 amino acids.